AUGGCACCCAAAAUCACCCUCUACACCAGCUACGCCUGUCCCUGGGCGCACCGCUCCCAAAUCGCCCUCCGCGAACUAAAACUAGCCUUCCAAACCGAAAUAAUCGACCUCAAAGUCCCCCGCACAGCCGAAUACCUGGCCAUCAACCCGCGCGGUCUCGUGCCCGCUCUCGUCUACAACGACGAAGUGCUCACCGAAUCAGCCAUCGUCUCGCAAUUUCUCGUCGACGCGCAUCCUUCUCACUUGGAGAAAACGAGUUCCGAGCCUGGAGGUGCGCUGCAGAGAGCUAGGAUUAACUUUUUCGUGGAUACGUAUUUUAGUAAGAUUAAUAGUCUGAGCUAUCCGGCGUUGAAGGCGGCGAGGGGGGAGGAGAAGGAGAAAGCUGCGAAGACGCUGGGGGAUGCUAUUGUUAAGGAGAUUGAGCCGCUGCUGAAGGAUGCGGGGCCGUUUUUUGGGGGGAGUGAGAGGUUGACUUUGGCUGAGGUGCAAACUGCUUCGUUCGUGAUUCGGCUGUUGAGUUUUGGGAAGGUUGAUAUUUUGCUUCCUCCUAGCUUUUUGCCUGCGCUGGAGAAGGACGCGCCGAAUUUCUGGAAGUGGGCUAAUGCGCUUACGAAGGAGGAGAGUGUUACUUAUAUCUGGGAUGAGAAGAAGGUUACUGAGGGCACUAUCACCCGUCUUGGUUUAAAUAAGCAGGUAUGA
Molecule: messenger RNA, 699 nt
Organism: Glarea lozoyensis ATCC 20868
Lineage: Eukaryota; Fungi; Ascomycota; Leotiomycetes; Helotiales; Helotiaceae
Product: Thioredoxin-like protein
Exons: 2
Coding region: 1-699 (232 amino acids)
Cellular component (GO): cytoplasm
Source: RefSeq, a predicted model, not a curated record